AAUCCAGAAAAAGAUUUUAUCUUUGAAAAGAUAAAACAAAUUAUAGAAACCCUGUUAACAAAAAGUGAAAAAGAACAAGAAAAAGAAACGUUUCUCUAUCCCGCGCAACCUCUGACAAAUUCGUUCCGUUGCGGUUCUCUCAAAUGCAGUUCCCUGUUCUCGGUCUCGAUUGAUUCCCCAAUCUUCCCAUCUCGAUUUUGAUAGCCCUAGGCCCUAGGCGACUGGCCCUGGCUGACCCGACUCGAACUACCGAUGGAAGAGGAAAAAAGUACCAGCGCCGGCGGCGUUGGCGGCGGCGAACCGUCGAAGGUCUUGCCGAAGUUGGUUACAGCGGGUGACCGGCAAUUAUUCACUGUUGAACUUCGACCAGAGCAGACCACGUAUGUCUCCUGGAGGAAGCUCACAAAAGACGCUAACAAGGUAAAUGGAUCUACCUCCGUGCCCGAGCCGCCUCCCAACGCGCACCCUAACCUCGAGUCUCGCCUCGCUCCCGGACAUCCAUCUGAAAUGGUUGUGAAAGACGAACCUCCUGCUAAUCGUUUCAGUGCAGUUAUUGAGAAGAUUGAACGUCUUUACAUGGGUAAAGAUAGUAGUGACGAGGAAGAAUUGGAUAAUGCUCCUGAUGAUGAUCAGUACGACACAGAAGAUUCUUUUAUUGACGAUGCCGAGCUGGAUGAAUAUUUUGAAGUUGAUAAUUCUGCAGUAAAACAUGAAGGGUUUUUUGUCAAUAGAGGAAAAUUGGAGCGGAUUACUGAUGUUAAAAUGAUGCUGGAUCCUUCUUCAUCUUCGAAAGUUUCAAACGGCAAUACUUCUUUAUCUGUAGCAGAUGCAAGAAAUACUGAAAAGCUGAAGACUGGAGUCUCCCAGCCUAAGAAUGUCCUCAGUAACAAGUCAAAAGAUGCAAACACAUCAUCUGAUGCGGUUCAUCAAAAAUAUGUUGAUAAAAGUGCAUAUCCACAACCGAACCUCCAGACUGGGAGACAAUCAAAUCAUGUUGAUGAAUGGGAAGCAUCAGUUCGGCAGAAAGAAAAGAGUGGUGCACGUGAACUGCCAGAUGUUAAUGCUUCUGAGGGCAGAUACCCUAUGCAAACAAUUAAAACCUCACAUACACACAAAAGGGAUGGUUCUAGUGUUAAAGCCAAGAGUUCAAUGCUUGAACGAGCUAUUAGGGAGCUAGAGAGGAUGGUUGUUGAGUCAAGGCCACCUUCUGGUACAGAAAAUCAAGAGGCAGAUAUUUCAUGUCAGGCAGUUAAGAGGAGAUUGCCAAGAGAAAUAAAACUGAAACUUGCUAAAGUUGCUAGAAUAGCGGCAAGCCAAGGGAAAGUAUCGAAGGAAUUACUCAGUAGACUAAUGAGUAUUCUUGGCCACUUAAUACAGCUCAGAACACUUAAGAGAAACCUGAAAAUUAUGAUUAAUACGGGUCUGUCAAUUAAGCAAGAGAAGGAUGACAAAUUUCAACAAAUAAAGAAGGAAGUUGUUGAGAUGAUAAAGGCACGAGGACCAUCUAUAGAGUCCAAGGUACUUUUCUUUCUCUCUUCUGGUUGGGCCCUGUUGAGAGUUUUGACAUAUAGAUCUUUAGUUUGAUGGGGGAAAGAAGAU
Carica papaya (papaya) is the source of this 1599-nucleotide messenger RNA. The record is from RefSeq and is a predicted model, not a curated record. Lineage: Eukaryota; Viridiplantae; Streptophyta; Magnoliopsida; Brassicales; Caricaceae.